Molecule: messenger RNA, 1383 nt
Organism: Eutrema salsugineum
Lineage: Eukaryota; Viridiplantae; Streptophyta; Magnoliopsida; Brassicales; Brassicaceae
Exons: 7
Coding region: 36-1232 (398 amino acids)
Biological process (GO): chloroplast fission
Source: RefSeq, a predicted model, not a curated record
CUCCACUCACUGACGCUUCUCUGUUUCCUUCUUCCAUGGCUGCUGCUUCGUUCACUUGCUCGCUUCUUUGUUCUCCAGUAACCAAAUCAUUCACGCGAUUGAAGCUAUUGAAUCCGAAUUCGCUUCCACGCUCGGCCUACGGUUCCAGGAGCGUUGUAAUCAGGUCCUUGGCGGUCCAGGAAGAUGACAAGAGAACGAGCGAUGAAGCAAUGAGCAUUGACAAUUUACGCGGAUUUGUCGACCUUAACGUCGGAAAAUGGACUGGGUCCUUUCAUCAAUUUGAUGGGAAUGGGAAUUUGUUGCAUAAGAUUGAUACGCGGCUUUCUGCUAGUUCAUAUGGAGAAGAUGAGCUCAUUAGCCUUAAUCAAUCGUUAUAUAUAAAGCAGCCAACAUCGGCCACUUCAGUUGCUGAAGAGGAAGAUGAGGAACCGGAAUGGGUAGAAUACAAAAUCAAAGAAACCAAUAUGUUCACUGUGGACAAAUAUCAACAGAUUGGAUUUUUCCCCAAGGAGAGAGCAUUUUCACUGAGGUAUCAAACAGCUGGAAUGUUGGACACGACCUUAAGGCAAGGCGUUCUCGGGGAAGAUGACACUGGAGAAGAAUCACCAAGAUUCCUUAAACUUCCAUCUCGGCGUCCUUCUUUAGUAUGUGAGAACUGCUUGUAUUCUAAGGAGAUGGAUAGAAGAGCUAGAGCCUUUCACAUCAUGGAUCCCAAAGGCGUUCUUGAUAUGCUUAUUGUUUUCCUCGAGGAAAGAGGUGCAGAGAAUCUCACUCAUCCUGUCCUCGACAAUCCUCAGGAUGAUGCAGAGAGAAUCACCCCAUUUCUCGGUACUUGGAAAGGUCGUUCAAAAACGAAACGAAGCGGUGUCUAUGGAGCAACGUUAUCUGAAGCCGAUACUGUCGCAGUGCUUGACAUGAAUGACAAAGGUCACGUAGUCCAGGAUAUUUCCUCGACGUCUGAUGCGAAAAACGUUACAACGAAAGUGCAUUGGGUGGGUAAAAUGUCUAAGAACUUGGUCACAUUCGAGGAAGGAUAUCAAAUGACUCUGUUACCAGGAGGUAUGUACAUGGGAUUUCCCUGUGACGUAGCGAAGAGUGUUGCCGAGUUAAAGUCUUUCCAUUUGGAAUUCUGCUGGCUUGAAUCGUCGUUCUCAAGGCAGAGACUCGUACGCACAUAUGACCAUGAAGGUUUGGCUGUCUCAUCAACCUAUUUUUAUGAGAUGAAAGUGUGAGUUUCUUUUAUUUGUUGGCCACACUAAUGAUCACUUUAUGUUCUUGUUAUGUGUCUGAGAUUUAUGUAUAACAUCAAUACUAAAUGAGACGGAUCUUUGAACUCGUGAUCUUUAAUUUAAAUUGUUGAGAACUUUGGGUUGUUGCCUUGAA